Messenger RNA from Pomacea canaliculata, 1072 nucleotides. Its product is annotated as alpha-(1,3)-fucosyltransferase C-like. Gene Ontology annotation, molecular function: alpha-(1->3)-fucosyltransferase activity. The coding region runs from base 146 to 1072 and encodes 308 amino acids. Gene Ontology annotation, cellular component: membrane. The record is from RefSeq and is a predicted model, not a curated record. The transcript is spliced from 3 exons. Lineage: Eukaryota; Metazoa; Mollusca; Gastropoda; Architaenioglossa; Ampullariidae.
AACAGAAAGUUCUCGAAAGAUCAGUCGAUGUGCAGCAAGAGAGGGAGAAAGAGGGAGAGGUCUGCGCCAGCAACUUGAUUUCAUCACAAGCACGAUCUGCGAAGGGGUGAAUCUUCGCAAGUUCACCAGAACUCGGAGAAUCAAGAUGUGCUUGGUUCUUCUGGUACUCCUGAUUGUGUUGUACAUGGUGACUCUAAGCAUCCUGACAUUUGGUCCAAUGCCCAUGAUAAUCGCACCACAACAAAGCCAAAUUUCAUCGACAACGCAUUACUUACGUCACUUCCGCUCGAUAUUUAUACUUGAUGUUGCAAAUCAUGACCUGGCGCUUAAUCGUCAAGGGAACCCCCUUAGUAUAUUCUCCUCUGAUGUAAGGACUGACAGUAGAGCCUCUGCUGUUAACAAUAAGUUGAUUGUAUGGUACAACAUGCCUUACUGGAUUAGGAAUAGGUCGGAUGCUGAGUUGUUUGGCCACUGUCCAGUCAGCGCGUGCAACUUGUCCACAAACUAUGGUGCGGAUAGAGCAGCUGGCGACGCUGUGGUGUUUCACGGCGCUCCAUUAGAGAUACCAGUGCCACCUCGAGCUUUUCCUGACCAGGUGUACGUCUUCUUCAUGUUAGAACCGCCGCCGAAACUUUGGUUUGGAGAGCAAAAAAAUUUUUCAUGGAACUCAGCUUUUAACUGGACAUGGGGCUACAGGCAUGACGCAGAUAUAAUAACGACAUACUUUUAUCUGGAACAUUCCAAGCAGUUGCCAAAUAUUAGUUUCCUAAAAGAUUUAGUUCGAAAGAAGGAAAAGGCUGCAGCAUGGUUUGUUUCUAACUGCGACGAACAAGCCCAGCGACUACGUUACGUUGAGAGACUGAAGGAAGUUCUCCCUGUGGACGUAUAUGGAGCGUGUGGGACUCUGCACUGCACAACCUGGGCCACAGAAUGCGACACCAUGCUUACCGAGUAUUUUUUCUAUCUUUCCUUCGAGAACUCUUUUUGCCAGGAUUACGUGACAGAGAAGUUUUCUCGAGCCUUCUUGAAGGAUGUGUACGUGGUUCCUGUUGUGCGCGGCGGGCUGAACUAG